AUGGUUGCUCUCUUCAAAACAUCAUACCCACUUUUCCUUUGCUUCAUUCUUUUCUAUUUAUCCCAUGUAUUGCUUGUAAAUUGCACUGAGUUUGAAGUUGGUGAUCUAGAUGGUUGGGUUGUCCCCAAGUCAAAGGACAAUGAUGAAAUGUACAAUCAGUGGGCAUCCCAAAACAGAUUCAAAGUUAAUGAUACUGUUCGUUUCAUGUUCAACAAAGACUCGGUUAUGGUGGUGACUGAAGAAGAGUAUGGAAAAUGUAGAUCCUCUCGUCCAGUCUUUUUCUCUAACAACGGUGACACUGUCUUCAAGUUUGACAGACCCGGCUUGUUCUACUUCAUUAGUGGGGUUAGUGGUCACUGUGACAGAGGACAGAAGAUGAUAAUUAAGGUUUUGGAUGUAGUGCCAGCAACCCCACCCCAAUUAGCAAAUGAGAGUGCUAAAAAAUCACAUUCUACAAGUGAAGUUGCUGAAAUAAUAACUCCAAUGAGUAUAACAACAUCGACCCUUUUUGUUCUGUUAUUCUUAGGCCUGCUUCAUGCUUGA
Gastrolobium bilobum is the source of this 543-nucleotide messenger RNA. Its product is annotated as early nodulin-like protein 6. The transcript is spliced from 2 exons. Lineage: Eukaryota; Viridiplantae; Streptophyta; Magnoliopsida; Fabales; Fabaceae. The coding region runs from base 1 to 543 and encodes 180 amino acids. Gene Ontology annotation, cellular component: plasma membrane. Gene Ontology annotation, molecular function: electron transfer activity. The record is from RefSeq and is a predicted model, not a curated record.